Molecule: messenger RNA, 456 nt
Organism: Mesorhabditis spiculigera
Lineage: Eukaryota; Metazoa; Nematoda; Chromadorea; Rhabditida; Rhabditidae
Source: the annotation of a GenBank genome assembly
AUGACCCCGUCCACGCCGACGACUUCAACGCCGAUGGCAGUGACCCAUACGGCCCUCGACCCCUCGACCGACCACCCAGUCACCGAGUUCGCGCCGUCGACGACGGCCUCUUCACCCACCUCUCCUUCGCCGCCCACUGAAAAACGCCCGGUGUCCCGCAAUGGGGUUAUCAACGAGUUCCCGCCGGCCAACGAUGGGUGCUUGCUUUGCGGUCGAAAGGAAGUAGAUGAACCCGUUCACGGACAGCUGCUAUGCGGGAAGCAUCGGAGGAUCUACUAUGCCGACAAAAAAGAGCGCCACGAGGAGAAAACUUGCACCCAGGCCUGCCGCGAGCUGAUGCACUACUUGAAACUUCCCCCGUCGAGUCAGCGCACCUACACAGCCGGAUUGCUGCGCGACCAUUGUUGCGGACUCUGUCGCUGGAGCGGCACUCCUCUUGAAACCGCCGUCCAGAAG